Struthio camelus australis is the source of this 1605-nucleotide messenger RNA. NCBI's taxonomy places the organism in Eukaryota, Metazoa, Chordata, Aves, Struthioniformes, Struthionidae. The record is from RefSeq and is a predicted model, not a curated record.
UGGGGGCAGAAGCGUGUUACUUGUAAGUGAUUUCUUUUCCUUUGUUGCAAUGAUUCUCUUAUGCUUUUGAGGCUUCACCAACUCACAGGAUAAAAUAUUUCUGGCUUAAUAAACCAUCAUACUGCAAAGAACCUUUUUAUUUCACAAAGCUUUUGACCAGGUUUAACCUCAGCUGUGGCCUUGCUGCUUUUGGAUCUGGCAGCACGGCUGUAAUGAAAUGACAAUGAGCUAUUAAAGUGUGCAAUUUUCUUGCCUAUAUUUCACAUUGGCGUUCUCCUAUUUGUUGGACUGGGCUCUGUCCCCUGUUUAGGGCCUUCUGGGGAACUGUUCUAUUGUGUUUCCUUUUGUGUGUUGUUUCAUUAUAGAGAACCACAAUCCUGUUUUAUCAGAAGAAAUGGGAAACCAUUUAUCUUAGCAGCUAACUAAGUGUACUUGAGGUUUUCAGGAAUAUACAAGAGGAACCUGUUUCUAUUGUUUAUUAUUUUUAUUCCUGCAGUGCCCAGGAGCCUCACUUACCAGCCCUGAUGCUAAACAAGGUGCUUUAGACAAACAACAGAAAGAUGAUUUCUUCUUUAGAGAGCCUGACUCGAGUGCAGUGCAGAGCCACGCAAAAAUACCUCACCUGGUUUUGAACAAGCUUGUCUGGGCACUGGAAAUAUCCCUCAGAUGAUGAAGCUAAUGAGAAGACAAGUGGUGAGAGGGGAGCAAUGCAUCAGGAUUCAGACUCUAAACUUGCUGUGACAAAGAAAAGAAAGCAGCCUACAGAGUGUUUUCUAACUCAGCCUGAAGAAAAACAGGAGAGCACUGUAAAAGCAAAGAGGAGAAGGAAGAAGAAGAUUUCUGAUAUUUUGGAAAAAUUUACUCCAAAACCCGGUGUCCCUGAAGAUCUGCUGAACCUGCUUAGUCAACAUUUUGGUGCAAAGCGUUCAGUGAUAGAAAUGGAAGAAUUAAAGCUGUCAGAUUCCUGUUUUUUGCCAGCCAAUGACCUCACCCACAGUUUUUCUUCAUACCUGAAGGAAAUCUGUCCUAAAUGGGCAAAACUUCGAAAAAACCACAAGGAGACCAAGUCAGUGGUGAUGCUGGUUAUCUGCAGUUCUGCCCUUCGUUCCUUGGAACUCAUCAAGUCAAUGACAGCAUUUAAAGGAGACUGCAGAGUUCUGAAAUUGUUUGCAAAGCACAUAAAGAUAAAAGAACAGAUAACUAUGUUGGAAAAAGGCAUCUUCCACAUUGGGGUGGGAACUCCUGGGAGAAUAAAAGCGCUUGUGGAGCAAGAUGGCCUGUACCUGAACUCAACAAAGUAUAUGAUUCUGGAUUGGAACUGGAGAGAUCAGAAACUAAGGAGAAUGAUGGAUAUCCCUGAGAUAAAGAAAGAAACAAUUGACCUGCUGGAGAUGAGUAUUAUAAAGCUGUGCAGAGAGGGAUCUGUGAAGCUGGGACUCUUUUAAUGGUUUUACCAACAAGAAAGUAGUCUGCAGUUGUAAUUUACUAUUAUUCUGUCUGCAAUUGGCAAGUCAUCGAUGGGUGAUUAAAUUAAUUGCGACCUUUCAGAGGCCUGUUCAUGUUGCUUUCCUUUCUUUUAAUAAUAAAACAGAAAUUUUGUCUGCA